AGCCAGAAGCUGUUGCAGGAGUUCGUGGACUACGUCAAGUCGCACAAGGUGGUGCUGCUGGAGGACUUGGCUUCAGAAUUCAACUUGGCUACACAGGACGCUAUCGACCGGGUCGAGUCUCUGCAGGCUGCAAACCGACUUACGGGCAUCGUGGACGACCGUGGCAAAUUCAUCUACAUCACGGAGGAGGAGAUGGACAAGGUAGCCAAGUUCAUUCAACGCCGCGGACGCCUGGGCUUCGCCGAGCUGUCGAAGGAGUGCAACAAGCUCAUCCGACUAGACGGAGAGGCCGACAAGAAC
This is a messenger RNA of Phytophthora sojae, 300 nucleotides long. RefSeq lists its product as hypothetical. The record is from RefSeq and is a predicted model, not a curated record. The annotation marks the transcript as partial. The transcript has a single exon. NCBI's taxonomy places the organism in Eukaryota, Oomycota, Peronosporomycetes, Peronosporales, Peronosporaceae.